Messenger RNA from Manis pentadactyla (Chinese pangolin), 10185 nucleotides. It is a transcript of the gene STON2, whose product is annotated as stonin 2. The transcript has 10 exons. Gene Ontology annotation, biological process: synaptic vesicle endocytosis; clathrin-dependent endocytosis; regulation of endocytosis. Bases 689 to 3601 code for a protein of 970 amino acids. The record is from RefSeq and is a predicted model, not a curated record. Lineage: Eukaryota; Metazoa; Chordata; Mammalia; Pholidota; Manidae. Gene Ontology annotation, molecular function: clathrin-cargo adaptor activity. Gene Ontology annotation, cellular component: synaptic vesicle; AP-2 adaptor complex.
UCACACUGUCAGCAGGGCUGUGGAAGGCAUGCCGGCUUCCCUUCUUUUCCCCAUCUCUAACAUGUAAAAAGGGGGUGAGGUGGGGUGGGGAUCUGUUUGAGUAAAUCCUAGGUCACUGACCCCCAGCCGCUCCAGCAGCACUGCCCACAGCUCUGGGGCCCUGGGGCUCCCUGCUCUGCUGUUGGUCGGUGCUCAGUUCCUGAUCCCUGAACAGGCCGUGGGGAUGCAGUUGCAAAGAGGAGAAGUCAUCUGCUGUCACAUCGUAGGCUCAGCUGACGAAUGGCUUGUCCCAGCACCGUGCUCCUAGGACUGGGGGCUUUGAUCCCCUGUCAUGUGGUUGCUUCUUUCCUGUGAAGAGGACAGAGAAUGUGCAGCCAGUCCUGGACCCUUGGCAGAGGAAACAAAAGUGGAAAAGUUCUGCCUUUUUGCCAUGGCCAUUCAGAGAAUCUGUGGCAGGGAAGUUCCCAGGAAAAAGCCUCUUGCCCCUCAUCUGAGAUUUUUGCUUGGAAGAUUAACUCAAAGCAGGAGGGGCCAAUCUGUCUACAUUCUGAAUACAGCCCUCUGCAAGACCCCCAUAACAGAUCCUAGGCCCAAGUCCACCGUGCUACCGUACCUCUGCCCUUCCCCAGACAUCACUCUGGGGUCUACCUGAGGCCAGCAGUGUGAAGAUGACCAGCACGUUCCUAGCAUGACGACCUUGGACCAUGUGAUCGCCACCCACCAGUCAGAGUGGGUCUCCUUCAAUGAGGAGCCUCUCUUUCCUGCCCCGUCCGAAGGGGGCGCCAAGGAGCAUCUCCCAGGACUGUCAUCGUCCUCAGUCCAGUCUGAGAGCUCCUCUGGGGAGAACCAUGUGGAGGACGGAGGCUCUCAGGACCUCUCCCACUCAGAGCAGGAUGACUCCUCUGAAAAGCUGGGCCUCAUCUCUGGAGCAGCCUCCCCUCCUGGGACCCCUGAGCAUCCCCCAGCUGACCUAGCCUCAGCCAUCAGCAGCUGGGUCCGAUUUGAAGAUGACACACCCUGGCCCAGCACGUGUCCACCUCAUAAGGAAACAGCCCUACCAUUGGCCAUGCCCUGUUGGACCUGCCCUUCCUUCGACUCCCUGGGGAGAUGCCCUCUGACCUCCGAGAGCAGCUGGACCACACAUUCUGAGGACACCAGUAGUCCUAGUUUCGGCCCCUCGUACACAGAUCUGCAGCCCAUCAAUGCUGAGGAGCAGCCAAGUGGCAGGGCUUCGGGGGCCGACUCAACUGACGAGAGGACGGAGCGGCAGACAGGCUGGCAGACUGCGGUGAGUCCUGUUCAAGCAUGCACGGAGCUUACCUCUACCUGCACCCACGACCCGGACCCCUCCCCACCUGGCGAGGGUCUGGAGGGGGCCUCUGCUCCCGAGGACAAUUCUUCCUCACUCCAGGAAGAUGAAGAGGUAGAAAUGGAGGCUGUCGGCUGGGAGGCCAGCAGUCCAGCCAUGAAUGGACAUCUUGCCACUCCAGUGACCUCUGCUCGUUUCCCAAGCUGGGUCACUUUUGAUGACAAUGAAGUCAGCUGCCCUUUGCCACCAGUUACCUCUCCUCUGAAGCCAGUCACACCACCUAUUGCACCUUAUAACUCAACUGGGUCAUUUAAAAAGAGGGAACGUCCCAAGAGCACUUUGAUGAACUUCCCCAAAGUCCAGAAGCUGGAUAUUUCCACCCUCAACCAUCCACCUUCCAUACCCGAGGCUCCCCCUUGGAGGGCAACUAAUCCUUUCCUGAAUGAGACUCUACAGGAUGUACAACCCUCCCCUAUCAACCCUUUCAGUGCUUUCUUUGAGGAGCAGGAGAGGCGCUCCCAAAAGAAUUCCAUUUCCAGUACCACCGGCAGUGGCCACAGAGACUCCCUCAUCGUCAUCUACCAGGAUGCCAUCAGUUUUGAUGGCUCAAGCAAAAACCAGUCACACUCUGAUGCUGUCGAAAAACUCAAACAACUCCAAAUUGAUGACCCUGAUCACUUAGGCAGUGCGACACUACCUGAUGAUGACCCAGUAGCCUGGAUUGAACUAGAUGACCACCCGCUUGGCUUGGCACUGUCUCAGCCCAGGGACGGGUGGCCAAUGAUGCUAAGGAUCCCUGAGAAGAAAAACAUUAUGUCCUCCAGGCACUGGGGACCCAUCUACAUCAAACUGACAAAUAGUGGUUACCUGCAGCUGUAUUAUGAGCAGGGUCUAGAAAAACCAUUCCGUGAGUUCAAGCUGGAGAUGUGCCAUGAGAUUUCAGAACCCCGGCUCCAAAACUACGACGAGAACGGAAGGAUCCACAGCUUGCGGAUAGACCGUGUCACCUACAAGGAGAAGAAGAAAUACCAGCCCAAACCUGCUGUGUCCCACAGCGCAGAGAGGGAACAAGUCAUCAAGCUGGGUACCACCAGUUAUGAUGACUUCCUGAGCUUUAUCUGUGCAGUUCAGGACCGUCUCAUGGAUCUGCCUGUGUUGUCCAUGGACUUGAGCACAGUGGGCUUGAACUACCUUGAAGAGGAGAUCACGGUGGAUGUCAGGGAUGAGUUCUCUGGCAUUGUGAGCAAAGGAGACAACCAGAUCCUCCAGCACCACAUCCUGACACGGAUCCACAUUCUGAGUUUCCUCUCUGGGCUUGCAGAGUGCCGUUUGGGCCUCAACGAUGUCCUUGUCAAGGGGAAUGAAGUAGUUUCUCGGCAAGACAUCAUGCCCACCACCACCACAAAGUGGAUUAAGCUCCAUGAGUGCCGUUUUCAUGGGUGUGUGGAUGAGGAUGUGUUCAACAACUCACGGGUUAUUCUGUUCAACCCUUUGGAUGCAUGCCGUUUUGAGCUAAUGCGGUUCAGGACAGUAUUUGCCGAGAAGACGUUGCCUUUUACACUCAGGACAGCAGCGAGCAUCAAUGGGGCAGAGGUGGAGGUACAGAGCUGGCUUAGGAUGUCAGCUGGCUUCUCCUCUAACCGUGACCCUCUCACUCAGGUUCCCUGUGAGAAUGUGAUGGUCCGUUACCCUGUGCCCAGUGAGUGGGUGAAAAACUUGCGCAGGGAAAGUGUCCUGGGGGAAAAGUCUUUGAAAGCCAAAGUGAACCGGGGGGCAAGUUUUGGCUCCACCAGUGUAUCUGGCUCUGAGCCUGUCAUGAGAGUAACCCUGGGAACUGCCAAGUACGAGCACGCCUUCAACGCCAUUGUGUGGAGGAUAAACCGACUGCCUGAUAAAAACUCAGCUUCUGGUCACCCACACUGUUUCUUCUGCCACCUUGAACUUGGCUCUGACCGGGAAGUGCCUUCCAGAUUUGCCGAACACGUGGAUGUCGAGUUCAGCAUGCCCACGACUUCCGCCUCCAGAGCCGCUGUAAGAUCCAUCUCCGUGGAGGACAAGACUGACAUCAGGAAGUGGGUCAAUUACUCUGCACACUACAGCUACAAGCUACAGGAGUUGAUGAAGCGGAUAGGAGUAAAGUUGGGACACAGGACCUGGUUACUGGGCAUUAAAGGGCAAAACUCAAAAGCCAAGCAAGCUUCUGGAAUAGUGGAAAUUGAGCAAAAAAAGAGUUUGAAGCCGGACUUUGAAGGAGAUGAGAUGGAAAAUCCCAAGGAGUGUGGGGUCCAGUGAUGAAGCCCUCCUGCACAGGGUGCUAACUCAAGAGUCACGAUAGGAUGUCUUCCUGAAUAGCUGAAGUUCAAGUCAGUACCUACCAUGGCUGCUUCAUGCUAGGAAUAGUGUGUUGGACCUUCCUGGUCGUAGUUACCUGUAUUUUAACAGGAAACCCUGAGAUGGUUGCUCUGGAAAGGCUCUGAUCAUGCCUGAAGCACCUGGUUUACCUGACUUUUGGAGUUCAUGGUAUAAUUAAGCCUCUUUCUCUCUGCUUUUCUCACAGCAUGUGGUUGUGGUUUGGUGGGACUGUUAGAGUCAGGAAAAGAACCUCCCACAUCACUGUUGGCAUGAUUACCUUCUGAUGUUCAUUGGUCACUUAUAUGAAUUUAUGGAAAACAAUCUUGAGAAGCUACUUAGCUAAGAAUCCAUCUCUGUCACUCUCUCUAGAAAAGAUUCAGAAAAGGUACCAAACAAAUCUGUUUGGGUGUACAGUAGGCCUUUCGUAGGUGUCUGCAUUCUUUAAACAUUAAUACUAUACAAUGGAAAUUUUUGUGACUGAAACCCUUUUUCCAUCUCUCUAAAAUUUCAAUCCCAGGGUUCAGAUCCCUGAGUCACAAUAGAAAUGGAGAAAAGGCACCAUAGGAUACAUUUUUAUUCAGUGAUAAGCCCCACAUUCGGCAAAGGGUGGCUGUUAAAGGGAAGGCAAAAUUGAGCUUAUUUUACUUCAUUCUGGGGAAAAGGGACAAUAAAAUUGUAAGAUUAUAUCCAAUUCAGGAGACAGCAUCAAUCUCAGUGAAUUCCCAAAUUCACACUGAAAAACAGGCCAUUUCUGAUUCCUGAAACAAUUGCAUUUAUAUUAUACCUCAGACAUUUGUCAGGGGCAUUUGGAAGCUCGUUUUAUACUUCAUAGCCAAAAGACAGUUGCAUGUCUCUUUAACUCAAAUUUUAUAGGAUAUAUAAAUGAAAAGGUCAUUUUAAAAGCUGUUUGAAAACCAAGCUUGUAUGAGCUUUUCCCCAAAAUUCAGAGUUUGAUCAUCACACUAUUGUAAUUGAUCUAAAAGGCAGAAGACUCUAGGGUAGAGAUGGGGAGAGGUCAUAUUUUUCUAAUGUUGGAAACAUUACAUCCUGAUUCCAAGAGUCUAGGACACCCCAUCUUCUUUCCCUUCAUCUGUUCCUCCUCGCCUACUGUACCUCUGCUUCUUAAUAUACCUUGGUGUUUUCUUAUCACACCUAAACCAUCCCAAAGGGGAUACCUGCUCAACAAUUUAAAAGCAGCUUCUUUCUGCCUUUCUAUUUCUCCCAAAGACUAGAGUAUAAGGGGACAGACAGCAUGUUUGCCAGAUUUAUAGAGGACAUAGAAAUAGAAAGUAUAUAUCCAGUCUGUUGACUGGCAGACUCAGGACUAAUUUCUCCAAUGAAUAUUCAUUGAAUUCUAUGUACUGACACUAAGACAUGGAAAUCAUUACAGUUUUUAAAAAUACCUGAACUUAAGAUUGAAACUAAGAGGAUGAAAUUGAAUAGGCAUUAAUGAGAAACUCUAUAUGAGUUUCUUAAGUGCAACCCUCAUGCACUUACAGAGUGGUGUACCUAUGUGUGUGUUUGUGAUGUGUGUGUGGAUGUGUGUGUUAAGGGGGAGGGUGUUGGAAAGUCCUGGUUUCACAGCAGUUCAUGUGGGAAUUUUGUGGUCAGUCCAUGUCUGGAUGGAAAGUUGGGUUCAGUCCUGGUUCAGUAUUUUAAGAGAUACAUUAGUAAAUUAGUUGUAUUCAGAGGCAGAUGGCCAGGGUUGUGAAGAGUCUGAUUAUAUAAGGAACAAGGGACUAGUUCUCCUGAAGAACAGACAAUAUAGCUGGAAAGGGAGUGCAGAAGAGUGGGAAAUGAUAUAAUUGUCUUGAAAUUUUUGUUGAGCUAUAAAAAGGGAAAGGAAUUAGAUUUACUCUGAGUAGCCUCAAAGGGCAAAAAUAGGAACAAGGAGAGACUUUACAGAUGACAGAUGGUUACUUCAAUAAGAUAAAAAAUUUUUUUAAUAAGAGUUGUUCUAAAGAAGAAUGGACUCAAGUAGUAAAAUUUCCUGUUGCUGCAAAUGCCCAAAGGUUAAAAUAACAUCUAUCCCAGAGGCUACAAAAGGGACUCUUACAUGGGAUUUCUGCUAGGUGGUGACUACCAAGAUCCCUCUACAUACAGCUUUAGUCAUAAUAGUAAUAAAACUCUCUAACCCUCCUUGUUUUUUCUGUGAUAAGUGGUUUUUUAUGCUCUUUGAAGUACAGUGGGGUUCCCCAGAGGUCUUUGUCAAGUGAGGACUCCGAGGCAUAGCCCUUCCCCUGUUGUAGUAAACGCACAUGGGAUUCCUCACAGAAACAUCACGAUGGAUUGACAAGUUGGCAGGGUGAAAGUCAUUCAGCACCUUCCUUACCCAAGGCUAGCACCUGCGUACCUUCUCGAUUUCUGUCUCACCUGCUAACAUCACACGUAUUGCCUGUUGGACCUUUCUUUGCCUCUUGGUUACUUCCCAUUGACUCUGUGCUUUUACCUAGGCAUUUUUUUUUUAACCCGGAGUUGAGAAGAGCCCUCCCAUGCUAUCUACAUUCAGCAAAAAAAAUUAGUCUUUAAAAACCUACCACCUUGACUUCAUAAGUUUGCUUUUCCUCUACUGUUUUUGGGAAAGUGAUUAGGGGUAGGCAUUUAGGAUCUUGGGGAAUAUAAAACUAUGUAUUUUUAGACCUAGUGUUUGCAUAGAAAACACAGUUGGGCAAAUUGCCUUUUUGAUAUACAGAUUUUAAGUUUGCCUCCCUGGAUCUGGAUUGUGUGUGCAUGUGUGUGUCUGUGUGUGGUCGGAAACAAUCCUUGUCCACAUUAGGAAUAAUGUGAAGAUAUUUAAAGUGAAUUCAUCCAUCAUUACAUGAUAGUACUAUUAGAACAUAAAUGAGAUGUUACAUGAUAUCAGGAGUUGUGCUUUGUUUUGAGUCCAGUGGUUUACUUUGUAACUUUAUAAUAAAAGAGGAUAAGAAAUGUAGUCAUUAUCAUAUGUCAAAACAAAAGGCUGUAAGACGCCUUGUGGGGGGCCAUUAAACCCCUCUUGUAAACAGCACUAGUUGGUCUUUAUCAAAAUUUUGCAUUUCACUUAAUAUUAAGUAUUAUCUAGACAGUUAUUUUUAAUUUAGUUCUUUUUCUCCCUCUCUGCCUUCCUGCAUCAUUAGCAGAGCUCAUAACCCUUGAGAACAUUUUUUAUGUGAAGUAUUUCUUAUUAGAAAUGAGAAUAAUUUCUAUUCAAAUCUAGUAAGUAAGGGCAGGAGUUUAUUUCCCUAGAAAUUCACAUUCCCAAGAAAUGUGAUCCAUGAGGGCAAGGAAUAUAUCUUAUUCUUUGUUUCCAGUAUCUAGCACAAAGCUUGGAAUGUAAUAGACUUCAGCCACCUUAAAUCCUUGCUGAUAAGACAAACACAUAUUAUUGAAAUAAAAGGAAAUUAUUAGGUAUCAGUGUUUUCUGAGCAACUAUGGACCCUGAGAUCCUUAAGAAUACAUAAAAAACCCUUAGCUAUUAUGAAAUUCUUCUGUGAACGCAAGCUAGCAUCCCUUUAUUUCCCAGAGGACUUAAAAAUUUUUUCUUUCCUUUUAUUCCUGCCUCCACCGUCAACUAAUGGUAACAGUCAGCAUGUAAGCACUUAACUGCCAUGGAAUUUAAACUACUAUGUACCUGAAUAUUGAAAAACAUUUUUGUGUCCAAAGAUACAGUAAGUAGCACAGAUGCUGUCCAUAGUCAAGACGAUUGGUUCAGUUUAUUCCUACAAGUCAGACAGAUCUGUGGGCCUGAGCCUUGCAUAUUUGCAUGGUCAGCAGAAGAAAGCAUUUGAGAGCGUACCUGGCCAGUCUCAGUGUGCUAGAUCUAUUUUCCCCAGCAUUAACCACUGACCCAUGUUACUGUAUAUUCAUUUUGUCACCAUACUAAGGUGGAGGUCUUUGAUAGUAAGGCUGAAAAUUGUGGAAUGAAAUCAUGAUAUCAGAGCUGCUUUAAGUCUCAGAAUAAGUUAAUGAUGGAAAAGCAGAGAAUGGCCUGAAAUCGUUUCUUAAAAGCCUUGGGAAUAUUGAAUUGAUUUGAGUAGGAAGCACUGGCUGUCUCCAGCCUACUUUUAGAAAUUCUCCCAUUUGGGAAUUGCAAACUUCAACUCUUCCACAAAUGAUGAUAUUAAGUUAAUUCUAGGAUCUCUAUAGAGUUUAGGUCAUGUUAAGAAUGCAAUUUAACAGGAAAUUCAAACAACACUGGUAAGUUAAAUCCACAAAAAAUACCAUCCAGUAGACAAAUCAUCUCUAACACUUCGCUGUAAGUCCCAUCUGAACCUAACACCUCUUUAUAUAAAAUUAGUCCUGGUAUCUUCACCAGGGUCUAAAGAUGUUUUCUAAAUAUUACCAAUGUCUGCAUGCCAGUGUCACAAAUCACCAUUUCUUCAUUUCAUUCUUUGUAAAUGAAACUUUCUUUGGAUAGUGUGACUCAUAUGUAUGUAUUUAAGGUAUUAAAAGUGAACAGUAUGUAUAAGGUCAUAAAUAUGGCAAAUAAAUGCAUGGAUCAGUAAUAUUUUCCCAUACAUUAGCUAAAGCAGGAAUACAGAGUGUUUACAUUUCUUCUCAUGUGCCUUAGCCAAUCUGAUUCAGAGUCGAGUCCUUUGUUUUGGAGGGGGAAAAAAAAAAGAAUUGGAGGGAAAAAAUACCUCCAAAUUUGGAAUUCCACGCUUAUAUUCCAGAAACUGUCUAUAGUAAUGUGUUUGAUGGUGUGCCUGGAGAGGGGCAAGUGAUACCUGUACUGUAUGUAAUGAAAAUCUAUUAAAGAAAACUCAAAAAAUGAUUUUUGAUAUGAAACAAUAAAGUAUAGAGGGAUGGCAGAAACAUCACUGGCCACUGAACCUGAAAAUACUUGAACUGGAGGUCAUCCCCUACAAGUAAGGAGCUCUAGGAAAACUAAAAGACUGCUUAGAUGGGAUAAACAAUAGAAUUAUUUCAAUUCAGUGGGUCUAUUCUGGCCAAGGUGCUGUGCCAACAGCCAGCUUCCCUACAGGGAGCCAAGGCCAAACACAAGGACGUUGAGGAUUGUUGAUGUUAACUCAUUGGUGGGAAUGCCCUUUAUCAAGGGAAAACUUGGAUUUCUAUGAAUCUUUAAAGGAUAUAAUCACGGAAACAUUCACCAUGUUAAGUGACUCGCUGUUUUCCCAGUUGAGCUUCACUGACCUCAGCUAAAAAUGUGAGGAAGCUGGACUACUUGUUCCCUCAGGGCCUUUGCAGCUCCAGUUUUAUAUUUUACAAAAUAUCCUUUGGUGCCACUGUCUGUGAUAUUUCAUGUCAAUAGGAUUCUUCAUAUAGACUCAAGAACCAAGAAAUUUGAAAUGUGAAGAUGGGGAAGUUCAGCUAGCCCAUCUUUUUCCAUUUCAUUUCUCUGUCCUUUAACAUCUGCCCAGAUAACAGAAGCAGAAAACUCUGCAACCUUCUAUUUUAUAGUUGCCUUCAAAACAGAUAAAAAUGGAGGACAGAGAAUGGCAGAGGUCAGCAGGGACACUGCUCUGGACGUCCCACUGGCGCCACCCAGGACAGCCUGGUGUGAGUGUGAAGAGGAACAGAAAGACCUCCAAAAGGAUGUUAGGAUUUGGUUUCCACUUGAAGCAGAUGUAGGUCUAACCCUCCAAGAAACUGAGAGGCCACGUUAUCCUUUUGUACAAAAGACUACAGAAAGUCAGUGAGGGAAGAACACUCAGUAAUGUUCUGAGACUAUUUGUGAUACAGUAUGGCAAACCCAAAAUAAGAGAAAGGGUCAUUCCUCUAACCUCAUUGUCUCCUAGUAACAUGAAAAUGUAGUUAAAAAUUUGUUUAUAUGUGUACAAACUACAAAAUAGCAUCUCCUUUGUGAUAUGUGCUAUGUAUGACAGUAUGAUUUUCGUUUCUUGUACUUAAGAGUUGGUCAAAUGUAAUGGCUCAAUUCCAACUGGGCAGAUCAAGGAAUUCCAGCAUCGUUUUCCUGUUCUGUCCCGUGCUCUGCGUCAGAUCAAACCCUCAAUGCUAGCUGCGGACACCAACCAGCCACAUGCUGACUGAAGCCUUGAGCACCACCUCCUGGUCUCUGCGUGCUUCAGGAUCACUGACCACACGUGGUAUCCAAGGGAGCAGUUCUGGGAAGGCAAAUGUGCUGUGAGAUCCUAAUAGUAACCUAUUGGUUUAGGGUUUUGAAGUAUGGGGAUGAUAGAAGGGAAAAGUAUGAACUCCUCUGACUCUAAGCCAGCAUUCAUUUAACCUGUCUGCCUGCCAACAGAACCUGGAGAAAACGUUACCAUAUUCAAGAAAUUAAAUAGAAUCAGUGUUUCAGCCAAGGGAGUGAUAAAAGAGCACUCUGCCUUCAUCCUCGAUUUUUGUAAUGUCCGUAAGUGAAUUUCAAUGUAUCAGGAUGGAUGGACCCAAGAUCCAGUGAGUGAUUCAGCAGAUCCAAGGCUUGUAUUUUCCUUCCUUCAUCAUCCAUCAUUUGAUGUAACUUCUUGUGCUAUUGUGAUUAAAGUUAUGUAAAACCAGUUUACUUUUUUAAAAAAAGAGUAAUAUGUGCCUCUGUAAUAAAGUCUACACACUGGCUAACUCUG